Messenger RNA from Punctularia strigosozonata HHB-11173 SS5, 1378 nucleotides. RefSeq lists its product as uncharacterized. Lineage: Eukaryota; Fungi; Basidiomycota; Agaricomycetes; Corticiales; Punctulariaceae. The transcript is spliced from 5 exons. The coding region runs from base 1 to 918 and encodes 305 amino acids. The record is from RefSeq and is a predicted model, not a curated record.
AUGAAAAACAACUCCAUCCUUGUCGGAACACGUUGCUUGGCGUAUCAAACAUACCGCGACGGUCUGGGUUUACUUUGGGACCCAGGACGCGCUCCGUGGGGCCCGGAGGCCGACCACCAGCGCGAAACAUAUCACUUGAUCGUCUCCGCCAACGUUGGCUCAUCCUCCCUCAAGAUCCUCCUUAACCUUUCAGCUCUUCCUCAUGACCAGACACAGGAAACCUUCGACAAGUCUCAGACGUAUGGCCGUGACAAGGCCAAGUUUUCCCUGUUCUCAGGGCUCUACAAGCAGGUCUAUACUUGUCUUGAGCCUUCUGGCGACUAUCUCUCCUCCCGGCAGGUGGGCUUCACAUCCCAAAACGAGAAUGACACUUUCUCCGACUCCAGUCACGACGUCAAGAAGGAGAAGGAAAACUUCAUCAGAGACCACGCUCCCGCCCUCUCUUCCUGGAUCACUUGGAGAUCGAAUUCGGGCAGAGAGACGUUGAGUAGUUCAGGCACCGCGUCGUACACAACGGCGACUACUUCGAGCCUGUCGCUAUCUCCUUCAUCCUCCAAGCCCUACACGGAGAUGCUCGCCGACCUCACGUCUUUGCACGGCUCCUUCUUCCUAUUCCUGAUGAUAUGGUAUGCUGACGCUUGCAUUUGGAUAGACCCACCGGCGCCGCCCUGGCAGCCCUUUAGGACUCGCUCAAAUUUCUGCCAAACGCACGCUCGAUUGACGAUUUCAACACAACCUUCGCUCGCCAACGCAGCCUCCAAAAUACGGCCUUCAUGGGAUUUCAUACACGUGCAUCCUCCGCACCGUCUUCGCCACGUUCGCGAACCCACCUCCCAAGUAUCCGCCAUCGCACUCUACCUCGGCAUCAGCGCCUACGCAAGCGCCAUCCAGGCCGGCGAUUCUAUUGACACCUCUUAGGUACACCAACACCGCUGAUCGCAUCUCCCACGAUCCCGCGCACGCGACGAACGUGAAGGAGAUUCAUGAACAAGAACGGGUGGUACGCCAUGGCCGGCUCCGCGAUCUCAGAGGUAUCGCGAAAACGGGACAUGAACUAGAAGAGGACGGUUUGCGAUAGUAUCGUCUCCUUCAGCUCGGAAACGUAAGGCCGAAAAUGCUGAUUUUUUUUUUUCUCGUCGUCUGUAGGUUGGCCUGCGACCCGCCGGUGGACCGCAUCCGCGCCUACACUCUUGGGAAAUCUUGUCGCAUUCAUCAUCGCGGGGAGGAAGGGGUAGAGGGCUCGGUGGUCUCAUUCAAUCUUACAUGGUGUAUGGUCCUAUGCGGUAACGAUGAUCCAUGUGGAGGAGCAGAAGGGUCCCGAACGCGAACAUCAUGGACGUGUAGACGUUUGAGCGGAUUAACGCUUACCUCCGAGCUC